Molecule: messenger RNA, 588 nt
Organism: Necator americanus (New World hookworm)
Lineage: Eukaryota; Metazoa; Nematoda; Chromadorea; Rhabditida; Ancylostomatidae
Exons: 3
Coding region: 1-588 (195 amino acids)
Source: RefSeq, a predicted model, not a curated record
AUGAAAAGUGGAAAAUCCGGUGAAGACGACGAAAAUAGGGCACAAAUGCGGAAUAUCUCGAACCAAUUUAUUAAUCAUCGCGAAGAAGCAGCGCGCUACAACCAAGCUGGCUUCCGUCCUGGCCGAUUUACGGUUGGCCAGUUGUUCAUCACUAGGAGAGUGAUCGAAAUCUGGCUGCAUUUUCAAAUCGCUCCGCGCCGACGGACCACAAGAAAGUCCGUUCGCUUGGUUGAUGAUAUGAGUCAACGAACAGGUGUUGUAGUUCGAACAGCAGCCCAAUGUACAACACCGUUUGAGGUGGUAGCUGGACUAAGACAAACGACAAUGGCAGGACCCUUCCUGAUCAGCUUUGUCAUCGACGACAUUAUGCGAAGAACAGUCGGCCAGCGUCCUGCCGAUAUUAUUCUAGCACCCUCAGUACGCCCCUUGAUCGAUCUCGAGUACGCUGACGAUGUUGUUAUAUUCGCGGAAAGCAAUACGAAACUUCGGUCCGGAAACGGUCAAUUUUGUAUCGAAGGUGGCUGCGACUAUAGACUAUGUCUACGUGAGAAAGCGUAUCGAGCAAACUUUAUUCUAUUGUGUGAAUAG